Messenger RNA from Pteronotus mesoamericanus, 3455 nucleotides. Its product is annotated as zinc finger protein with KRAB and SCAN domains 7-like. Bases 547 to 2808 code for a protein of 753 amino acids. Gene Ontology annotation, biological process: regulation of transcription by RNA polymerase II. The transcript has 7 exons. The record is from RefSeq and is a predicted model, not a curated record. Lineage: Eukaryota; Metazoa; Chordata; Mammalia; Chiroptera; Mormoopidae. Gene Ontology annotation, molecular function: DNA-binding transcription factor activity, RNA polymerase II-specific; RNA polymerase II cis-regulatory region sequence-specific DNA binding.
GGCCGCGACAGUGUCCGGCGCCGAGGAGUCGCUGCGACGGUACUCCAGUGAGCACACCCGGGGCGGGGACGGAGGUGCUGCCUGGGCCAGGGUCCUUAGGCUGGAGCCGCGGCUGCCCACAGCCCAAGUCGGCGACUCUGGCCAGGCCCACGCUUUGCGCCCGCGGCUGGCGGCGCCGUUCCUGUGGCGCUCAGAAGCAGCCAGGUGUACAACCUCCUCUUUGACGCACUUUCCCUGACCAGCUGUGCCCGGCACGGACCCGGGCCCCCGCGGGUACAGCGCUGAGCAGGGCAGACGUGGCCAGAUGUCCAGAGAGGCCUGGGAACCAGCCCUGCCCCCUGAGUCCUCCCAGAAAGCGGGGGCGACGGCCACGUGAACCACAAACACAGUGUGAGCAGUGCUCUGGCAGGAGUCUGAAUGCGAAAGGUGUGACACUCCCAUCGCCCCACAUCCCAACUCUGGAGAACAGCUCCUGAGACCUGAAUUACAGACCGUCAUUUUAACUAGACAAACUGCUGCUGCAACGAGCUUCUGUUUGGGGUCACAAUGGCCACCCAAGGCAGGGGAACUUUAGGCCUCAUCUCCAGGGCUGCUGUUCUCCAGAAGCAAGAGGGACGCCUGACUGUAAAGCAGGAGCCGGGGAACCAGAACUGGGGACAGGGCUGCAGUCUCCAAAAGAACCACCCUCCUGUUUGUGAAAUUUUCCGGCUACACUUCAGGCAGUUAUGUUACCACGAGACGUCUGGGCCGCAGGAGGCGCUGAGCCGGCUGCGGGAGCUCUGCCGCUGGUGGCUGAUGCCGGAGGUGCACACCAAGGAGCAGAUCCUGGAGCUGCUGGUGCUGGAGCAGUUCCUGAGCAUCCUGCCUGGGGAGCUCCGGACCUGGGUGCAGCUGCAUCACCCCGAGAGCGGUGAGGAGGCUGUGGCCGUGGUGGAGGAUUUCCAGAGACACCUCAGUGGACCAGGAGAGGUUUCAGCCCCAGCACAGGAACAGGAAAUACAUUUAGAGGAGCUGACAACCUUGAGUGCAACAGAGGACUCUCCUCCUACCUCCCCUCUCAGUGACGAUUCAGCUGCGGGAGGCCACCUGGAGCCUCCUCAUGACCCAGGGACACGCCAUCUCCCCACUGGGCACUCCGCUCGACGUGCUUCCCCGGCGCCGGCCCUUCCCCCAGUGGGGAGCACAGGACACCACGCAGCAGCAGCGGUGCUUCAGAAGGUCGGGCCCCAGGGGUCCGCGGCGUACGAGUUCCUGUCCGUGGACUGCACGGAGAAGAAGUGGGAAGGUCCGGCAUCGAGUCGGAGAGCCGUGUGCCGGAACAUCGUGCCGGAAACUCACCGCAGCAUGGCCUCACCGGGUGAGACUAGGAUGGAGAAAUCAGAACUGCCUCGAGGGCAGGAAGUUUCUAAAGGAUCGGGGUCAUCUGAUGGGACAUCAGGAUGCCUGUACGGGGUGGUUCCUGGGGGACCAGGAGCUGGAAAUGUCGCUGAAGGUGCUUUAGGGAAGCUAGAACCCUCCGAGGAGGAAGGGAGCAGCCGGGAAAGUGAUCUCCUGCAAGUAACACGUGAGGAUGAAAACAAAUCCGCAAAAGAUGGAUGUGAUGACUGUCAGGAACUUGGGGAACGUCCCAACCUGUCUUCCAGUCCUGCAGAACAUCAGGUUCUGAAGUCACAGAAAUUCUACCAAUGUGACGAAUGUGGCAAAGCUUUCAGUAGGAGCUCACACCUCAUUGGCCAUCAGAGAAUCCACACUGGAGAGAAACCUUAUGAGUGUACCGAGUGUGGGAAGACCUUCAGGCAGACCUCUCAGCUCAUUGUUCAUCUGAGAACCCACACGGGGGAAAAGCCCUAUGAAUGCAGCAAGUGUGGGAAGACCUACCGGCACAGCUCCCAUCUCAUCCAACACCAGAGGCACCACAACGGGGAGAGACCGUACAAAUGUAAUGAAUGCGGAAAAGCCUUCACUCAGAGUUCCCAACUCAUUGACCACCAGAGAACCCAUACUGGGGAGAAACCUUAUGAAUGCAGUGACUGUGGGGAGACCUUUAUUCGAAGUAAAAGUCUUGUCCGACAUCAGGUGCUUCACACUGGUGCGAAACCCCACAAGUGUAACGAGUGUGGGAAAGCUUUCUGUUCUAAUAGAAAUCUUAUUGAUCAUCAGAGAAUCCACACUGGAGAGAAGCCUUAUGAGUGUAUUGAGUGUGGCAAAGCCUUCAGUCGGAAUAAAUGUCUUAUUCGACAUCAAAGCCUCCACACUGGGGAAAAGCCGUACAAAUGUAGGGAGUGUGGGAAAGCCUUCAAUCAGAACUCUCAGCUUGUUGACCACGAGCGAAUUCAUACUGGAGAAAAACCUUUUGAAUGUAAUGAGUGUGGAAAGGCAUUCGGCCUGAGCAAAUGUCUUAUUCGACAUCAGAGACUUCACACAGGUGAAAAGCCCUAUAAAUGCAGUGAAUGUGGAAAAUCCUUCAAUCAAAACUCACACCUCAUCAUACACCAGAGAAUUCACACUGGUGAGAAACCUUAUGAAUGUACCGAGUGUGGGAAGGUUUUCAGUUACAGCUCCAGUCUAAUGGUGCAUCAGAGAACUCAUACUGGAGAGAAACCUUAUAAAUGUAACAACUGUGGGAAAGCCUUUAGUGACAGCUCACAACUCAUUGUGCACCAGAGAGUUCACACUGGCGAGAAACCCUAUGAAUGUACUGAGUGUGGGAAGGCCUUCAGCCAGCGUUCCACUUUUAACCACCACCAGCGAACUCACACUGGAGAGAAGCACUCUCAGGUCUGGCUCGGUCAGUUUCCUAAGGCCUGAGUUUCCAAGGCAGAGAGCAAGGCACUUUGAAUUAAGCCUUCUUUGUAAGAUGGAUGUUUACCCUGAUCCCUUCUAGGAACCACUGAUGAAAGUGGAACAUCCCCUAAGUGCUGUCUGCGGGGUCAUGAGGGUGGGAGAGUGGAGGAACAGUGCCUCCCUCCCCACUGUUGGGGACAAAUGGAUGCACAUUUCAUGGACUUGUGUGGUUUUCUCCUUUCUUCCUUCUUUCCUUCCUUUUCUCCCUUCUUGCUCCCUUUCUGUCUUACUCUUUCUCUUUUUUUUCCAACUGUUUAAAAAUGUAUCUCAUUUCUUACGUAUGCAUCCUAUCAUCAUACUAUGUUUUUCAAAGACAGAGAUUAUGUCUUCCUUAUUCUAGUCCACCUGCUCUAUUUUAUCAAGUCAUUCUCUAGGAUUGAUUCAUUCUUUACUCUCUUUGGCUGUGGCCCUCCUUACCUACUUCUUUAAUUUACACUCUAACCUAGACCCUCAUCAUCAGUAUUCCGGACUCAAAAAAGCUUUUCUUAUCCCAUUUGCUAAUCUAUGUCCCUCAGAACCUCCCAGAUCAAUCUCGUCUUUAGAUAUUUCCAGAUCCAGUUCAUCUGUGAAAGACUUCUUCAUCUCCUUCUUUAUUCCUGUUACUCAUUUGA